AUGGAGAACCAGGGCGCAGAGCCGCAGAAUUACGAGGACGUGCAGAGGAGCGGAUACCUCCGCAAGCACAAAUCGAUGCACCGGCGCUUCUUCGUGCUGAGGGCGGCCUCGGAGCGCGGUCCCGCUCGCUUGGAGUAUUACGAGAACGAGAAGAAAUUCCGCAGCAAAUCUCCCGUGCCCAAGAAAGUGCUGAACCUGGAGACGUGCUUCAACAUCAACAAGCGGGCGGAUUCCAAGAACAAGCACCUGAUCGUGCUCUACACCCGCAGCGAGAGCUUCGCCGUGGCCGCCGACAGCGAGGAGGUCCAAAACGAGUGGUACCGAGCCAUGCUGGACCUCCAGUGCAAUUGCCGAUCUCCCGAAGACUACGGAAGUAGCGGAGAGUGUAGCUCUCCCUCUCCGAUUCCAACUUUUAAGGAGGUGUGGCAAGUUAAAGUUUGGCCCAAAGGUCUCGGGCACGCCAGGAACUUGGUGGGCAUCUACCGCCUGUGUCUGACUGACAAGACGGUCAACUUUGUCAAGCUCAACUCUGACGUGGCGGCUGUGGUGCUGCAGUUGAUGAACGUUCGCAGGUGCGGCCAUUCGGAGAACUUCUUCUUCAUCGAGGUGGGCCGUUCGGCCGUGACCGGGCCCGGAGAGUUUUGGAUGCAGGUGGACGAUUCUGUGGUGGCCCAGAACAUGCACGAGACCUUGCUGGAGGCCAUGAAAGCGCUAAGCGAGGAGUUCCGUCAGCGCAGCAAGUCUCAGUCCGUGGGGACGUCGUGCGGCGGCGGAACCGCUUCCAAUCCCAUCAGCGUCCCGAGUCGCCGGCAUCACCCCAAUCUGCCGCCCAGUCAGGUGGGCUUCACCAGGCGAGCCCGCACGGAGACCCCGGGCGGCAGCAGUACCGGCACCUCGCCGACGUCGCGCCACGGAUUCCCGCGGGCUCGGACGGCGAGCAUCGGGGCCAGGUCAGAGGAGAGCGCGGCGAGCACCAGGUCGACGUGGGCCAGCUCCAGCCCGAGUCUUAACGGAUCCUGCUCGACUACUCCCACGCUCAGGCCCAAGCCCACCAGGGCCCCCACCCCUGCCAAAAUUACCCUCAGCCUGGCUCGCUACACGCCUAACCCGGCUCCCUCUCCGGCCCCGAGCCUGUCCUCCAGCUCCGGUCACGGUUCAGAGUGCGGCCUGGUGGGCGCGGCGGCGGCGGCGGCGGCGGGAGCCAUGACGGUGUGCUCCUACCCCCGCGUGUCUCAGAGAGUUUCCGUUUCAGGUUCGCCGAGCGACUACGGCUCCUCGGACGAAUACGGCUCCAGUCCCGGUGAACACUCGCUGCUCACGCCCGGUAUGGCUGCCCACCACGGGCACGGAGAAGGACCCUCGAGCUACAUUGUCAUGGGUCAGCGAGAGGGCUUCUUCGGCUCCCAUCACCGCUCCAAAGGCCGACGGAUUCUCCGCCGCUCGUCCAGUCGGGAUUCUGAGGCAGAACGCCGACUGCUGAGCAAGCGAGCUUCUCUGCCUUUGGCCACCCACGAACGACUGGCUUCACACCGGAAAGAGGACGACGAGGACGACGAAUAUGCCAUCAUGUCGCGGAGUGGCAGCAGAGAAGGCGGCGGCGGCGGCGGCGGCGCGGCGGUGGCCUUCGGCCGACGUGAUAUGGCGGGAGAAAACGGCAAGAGGAGAGAAGCGGACGCGAGAGCGCCUUCGGACAGCGGCUACAUGGCAAUGCUGCCCGGAGUCACGUCUCCGGCCGCGGAUGACGAGUACAUGGCCAUGACGCCCAGCAGCAGCGUGUCGCCGCCCCGGCACAUGCGCCGGCCCGGCUCAGAGGGCUACAUGGUCAUGUCCCCAAAUAGUUGCGUCCCCACCGAGUCGCACGGGACGCCCACGUGGGACGGCCGGCUGAGCGGAGAGAGCCGAGUCGCCGGCGACUACGUGAACGUCUCGCCCGUCAGUAGCCGUUCCGCUUGCGGCACGCCGCCUUCCCACCCCGAGCAGCACCAACUGCAACCCAAAAUGUUCAACUCCUACUUUUCCCUGCCCCGAGCCUAUCAGCACACCCUCUAUAGUCGCUUUGAGGAAGACCUAAAGAAAGGCGAGGGUGCUGGAAUGAGCGGGCCAAGUAAGAGGAACAAAGCGGGAGUGGCCCCUGCCGGAGACUUCCAACUCUCCAUGUCUUCCUCUUCUUUCUCGUCCAGCUCGGCCAGCAGCGAAAGCCUGGAGGACAAGUGCGCCUCGGCGGGAAAAGCCUUAAGCCUCUACAGGAGCGCGGGAACGUGCGCAAAAGACGGCCGGCACCUGCAGAAACGCGCAUCCGGCUGCAAGAGCCCGAAGCCGCAAAGGAGAGGCCGCCCUCUCGCUACGUCUUCAGACAUGGCCAAAGCAAACACGUUGCCCCGGGUCAAGGAGAACGUGCCCCCCGCGGCGCCUCACCAUGUCGGCGACUACGUCAGUAUCGUGUUUGAGGAAGACGCCAAGUUCAACGGCACUCACGGAACCCUUCAGCCCGCCAACCAGAACCGGCCCCUGCUUGUUCCAGACAACGCCGCCGACCUCCCUCGCAGCUUCUCCGCGCCGUCGGCCGCCUCUGCCGACUACGUCGGCAAGUCGUCGACGCCCCGGAGCCCCCCGCGGGCUCCGCGAGAUGCCGCCCCCGAGAGUCGAGCGGAACACGCCGCGCCUUCGCCUCUGGUAGCAGAUGCAAAUCCGCCCAAAGGAAAACCGCCACCGGACCCUCUUCGUUUGUUCAUCGGCAAGAAUAUUUCGGACCCGGGCCUUUCGGCGAGACCCGCGACCGGCUCCGGUCCGCCUGUACCCAUGGAGGAGGAUGCCGGGCUGGGCUUUUCCUCCCGGUCUCCCCAACACAGUAGCAGACGCGUCCGAACUGACGCUCAGGGGCGGCUUGGACGCCGCUCGGAGACCUUUGACUCCCCGCCCUCCGCUACCGACAUCUUCCCAGAGAGCGGACAGCCGGCGGGACACCGGCGCAAUCUGGACUGCCCGCAGCGGGAAAGCGGUCCGGCGGCCGGCUCGUCCGACGCGCCGCCUCCGCAAGCUUCUUCUGAACCGGGCUUGAACUACAUCGACAUUGACUUGGCCGUUAAGGAGAGCCCCCAAGGGGGAGCCGAGCGUUCGUCUGCCGCCUACGACGUCGGCGCGGGCGCUAGCGCCGGUCUCAACACGUACGCCAGCAUUGACUUCUACAAGUCGGAGGAACUGAGAGCGCACCAUAUCGGCAGAAAGGAAGAUCAAGAUUGCUGAUGUGCGCUCAAGCCCGCGACGGAAGCAGCCCGACGAGUCCAAAGGCCGCC
Molecule: messenger RNA, 3293 nt
Organism: Syngnathoides biaculeatus (alligator pipefish)
Lineage: Eukaryota; Metazoa; Chordata; Actinopteri; Syngnathiformes; Syngnathidae
Product: insulin receptor substrate 1
Exons: 3
Coding region: 1-3243 (1080 amino acids)
Biological process (GO): insulin receptor signaling pathway
Cellular component (GO): cytosol; plasma membrane
Molecular function (GO): insulin receptor binding; phosphatidylinositol 3-kinase binding
Source: RefSeq, a predicted model, not a curated record